This is a messenger RNA of Lactuca saligna, 1212 nucleotides long. The record is from the annotation of a GenBank genome assembly. Lineage: Eukaryota; Viridiplantae; Streptophyta; Magnoliopsida; Asterales; Asteraceae.
AGGAAUAUGCAGCCUUGAUCCUACACAUUAUCCUUUAAAUUUGUUGAGUAAUGGGCCAACUGGUUUACACUGUUAUGAUACAUAAACCUUCGGAUGAAAGUCAGGGAGUCAAGCCAGCAACCCCACUUGUGAAUUAAAUGUAUCAAUCUCAUAUAUUGUUUAUUUAAUUUGGCAUCUAUAUAUAGCCACCCACAUGGGCAAAGCAUAAUCAUUCAUAUUCAAGUUCAAAUAGCCUUCUUCUUCUCCAAAAGCUUCAACGAGACAAUACAGAAAAGAGAAUGAACUACUGGUCAGCUGAAAACGCCACUGAAGCUUACAUCAAAACCAUGAAAAUGGGUAAGAGAGCUAAUGAACCAGAUGUUGCAGAGUUCAUAUCGGCCAUUGCAGCCGGAAAUAACGCUCAACUCAUGGUGGUUGCAUGUGCUGAGGCGGCCGGCUCCACCAUCCAAGGCCUCAUUGCUGCAUCUCAUCAAACUGGUGGCAGGCUGAUCUGCAUCGUGAAGGGAAUCGAGGAGCUUCACUCUUCCAAGCAAGCUCUUAGCUCAGAUGCGAACCAAGUAGAGUUUGUUGUAGGAAAUGCUCAAACUCUCUUGUCAAAUGACUACAAAUCUGCCGAUCUUGUAGUUAUCGACUGCAAUCUAGAGAAUCAUGAAGGGAUUUUGGGAGCGAUACAAACCGAAAGAGAAAAGAGUACGAUUGUUUUGGGGUAUAACGCUUUUUGGAAAGAUUCCUGGGUUUGGAGCAGAUUAAACAGUCACUUGUUGCCGAUUGGAGAAGGGUUGCUAUUGAUGAGAAUCGCCGGACGGUCUGUUAAUGGUGGUGGCAAGAACGGUGGCCACGGCGGCAACAAGGGCGGGAGGCCAAGUCAUUGGGUGGUUAAAGUAGAUAAAUGCACGGGCGAAGAGCAUGUUUUUCGGAUCAGAUCACCAGGUGGUAGAGUUGUUCGGGCAUGAAAUUUCUACAUUCUUGUUGCCUUGUUGAAGCUGUUCAUCCGUAAAUGUAUAUAAUCAUAUAUAGCUUAUACAUAAUCGACUUCUGGGUGUUAAUUAGAUCACCAGAAAGAUUAUCAAUCUGUACUUACUGUCGAUUAUGGAAUUUGCGCUAUUUUAGAACUUAGUUUUAAUGAAAUUUUGAUUAAGAAGUUUUGUAUAUCAUGAUUCAUCGUAUGGGUCAUUAUUUCGUGGGUUAAUAUUUAAAAUAAUUAUUUUCAAA